Chenopodium quinoa (quinoa) is the source of this 1274-nucleotide messenger RNA. RefSeq names its product RING-H2 finger protein ATL33-like. The record is from RefSeq and is a predicted model, not a curated record. The transcript has a single exon. Lineage: Eukaryota; Viridiplantae; Streptophyta; Magnoliopsida; Caryophyllales; Amaranthaceae. The coding region runs from base 301 to 834 and encodes 177 amino acids.
GUCGUUCCUUUUUAACAAUAAUUAUUAUGGUGCCACAUGACAAGCUCAUAAAGACAACAUUAUCAUUACUUACACUCUUUUGUCUUAACAUGGUAAUGCCAUCAUCAAAAUAGCAUUCCCCUCAAUUAUUGAAUUUACAAAUUUGAUUGGCAAGUUAUAGAAACACCACCCACCACCCACCACCAUCCACAACCACAACCAUUAAACCCCUUUACCCUUUCUUCCUCUUAUAAUCAUUCAAAUUAUUAUUCCUCAAAAAAUUCCACCUUUAUUUUACAUCUCAAAAAAAAAAAAAAAAAAAUGAUGUCAUCUAUUAGUUUCAUAGUUAUGCUACUAAUAAUGAUCAUCAUACCCACCAUACUAUACACCUUCUUCUUCCUCAUAAGCUGCCCUCCAAACCCUUUAGACCUCCUACGCCGUCUUCGGCGUAGAACCGGUGUCGAAACCAUUGAUCCAUCAAGAAGGUCAUCUAAAGUGGCCGAGGAAGAAGACGGCGAAAACACAAGUAACAAAGAUAAAAACAACGUAGAGUUAGUAAUCGCUUCGAGCUCGACACCAGGGAAAGAUGAUGUAGAUUGUCCAAUAUGUUUAGCUGAUUUCAUAGAAGGAGAAGAGCUUAGACAACUCAAGAUUUGUAAGCACUUGUUUCAUAGGAUUUGUAUUGAUAAGUGGCUUUCAAGUCAUUGUAUUUGCCCUAUUUGUCGAACUAUUGUUAGUCAAAAACAAGCUAAGAUUAUGAAAGAAAGAGAAAUUAAUCGUGUUUUGGCUGCAAGAAGGGAUUUUGAUAGGCAUGAUCAUUGGCAAGGUUUGCCUGAUUCUGCUGGCUUGGUUUGAGUGAAGGAAAUUAAAGAUUUUUUUUUUUGAUUGGUUGGUGAAAUUAGGUUGAUUAUUCUACCAAAAAGAGGAAAAUUAGGUACAUUUGUAUAUUUAAAUGUUGUUUAUUUGUGUGUGUAAGUAUUUUUCUAUCUUAGAGUAUUGUCCCUUGUAAUAAGGGUUUGCACAUUUAAUCUUUUUUACUUUAAGGAAAAAAUUAGUAGUUAUUUUGUAUGAUCGAGUAGUUUAGCGGGUUACGUAAUUGCAAUUCAUGAAAGGAUAUUAUUUUUCUAUUACAAGUUGCAUUAAUUAAAAUUCUCUAAGCGAAUGUUAUAAAAAAACGAAAAAAAAAAAAAAAAGAUAAGGGUUGAUUAUUUAAAGUUACUAGGAUUAAGUUCGUGAUUUAAUUUGCUUGUAAAAGACGUAUUUAAAGAUAUGAAAGUACUCGAAUUGUUUUUGCU